This is a messenger RNA of Puccinia triticina, 162 nucleotides long. RefSeq lists its product as uncharacterized. The transcript is spliced from 3 exons. Lineage: Eukaryota; Fungi; Basidiomycota; Pucciniomycetes; Pucciniales; Pucciniaceae. The record is from RefSeq and is a predicted model, not a curated record. The coding region runs from base 1 to 162 and encodes 53 amino acids.
AUGUCCUUGUCGUUUGACCACAACAAGCUCGUUGAAGACUCUAAGGCAGGACUGAGAGAGAGCACUUCGGACCAGAGAUCGUCGAUAUGCGCGCGCGAUCGCAACGCCCACGAUCCCACCUCAAGACCACCCUCAUCAACCAGUCGAUACGGAGCACUCUAG